UUAACGUAUAAGGGCAUUUUGGGCAUACGGUGCUUAACGUAUCCCGCGCCGUAUGCGGCGUGGCCAUACAGGUAGAGCCGAGCGCACGGCUCGAGCCGAUACGGCCGGCUCGCAACUACCCUCUCUCCUUCGCGCAAAAAAAACACGACCUGCGCUGAUCACGCGGCCCAUUCCAACGUCGCCCCGCCCCGCCGAUCGCCGCCCUUACCCGCCGAUAGCCGCCUUUCCACGCCGAUCUAGACGUGAUCACGCUGCCAAUUCCAACGUCUUCCCGUUCGGUCGAUCGCCGCCUUCUCCCCGUCUUCACCCGGGAUCUGGCCGGCGCGGACAGAUCUUGGAGUCGCCCGCCGUACGUGAUGUCGCCUCCGUGCAGGUCGUCACGGUGACGUGGCCUACGUGGACGCCGUCGCCGCCCGCAACUCCGUGAUCAACCUCUCCGGGAACGUCCUCGCCGUCCGCAGCCACGCCAGGCCGGCCGAAGUGCACGUGCAUGCCAUUGUUGGUUGAGAGUUCAUUUAAUGGAUAAAGAAACUGGAUUUACGGAUCUGUUUUUGGACACGAGUUGGGAUGGUAGCGAUAGUGUUGAUCGUACGAAUGGUAAUGAUAGUAAAGAUGAUGAUGAUGGCAGCGACAAUGAAUCCUGGUCGUCGUACGAUAAUUUACCUGAAGAGGAUUUUGAAAAGAAGGAGGAGGGUGCUUGUAGUGAAAAGAUAAGUGUCAUGUACAUUCUUUUCGUCGGAUGAAGAACCAUAUGGUACUUACACGUGCAUAUGAUUUUUUUAUGUGCAGGAGGAUAUUGACGUUCAGAACGAGGAAAAUCAUGGUGUUGAAUCUUUCGGGGAUAACAUAAGCCAGGCUAACUUUGAUGAUUGGAGUGGUGAAGAUGGAUAUGAGCAUGAGGAUGGAGCUAAUAUGGACAUUGAGGAAGCUGAAAUCCAGCAACGUGCGUUGGAGACACAGUUGAAGGUUAUGGGUAUGACAUUUGCAUCACAAUGGGAGGCUCACAUGUUCUAUAAUAACUACGCCAAAGACCGUGGAUUCAGUAUCAGAAAAGAUAAGGUGAAACGAGGAAAAGGACUUUCAACCACUGUUCGGUAUAGGAGAUACGUUUGCUCGAGGGCAGGAAAACGUCUCAGUAAAUUUUUAAACCCGGAGGGCCGUACACGCAGGCUAAGACCAGAGACUCGUUGCGAGUGUGGCGCACAUUUAGUCGUGAAGUUGGACAAAGGACGUGGAGUUUGGUUCGUGGCAGCUUUUAUGGAUGAUCACAACCAUUUGUUGGCUAGACCAGAUGAGGUGGUAUUUCUGCGGUCACAUCGAGUGAUGGGAGAUCACCAAAUAGCUGAGAUCUUGGCGAUGGAAGGAGCUGGGAUCAGAAAGCAUAUCAUCGUUGACAACUUCAUUAGCAGGUAUGGCUCGUAUGAUAAGUGUGGGUUUCUGAGACGAGACGUGUACAAUCUAUGUUGCCGAGAAAAAAUGAAGUUGAUUGCGAAGGGUGAUGCUAACACGGCAAUCGGGAUUAUGAGGAGCAGAAAGGAGAAGGAUCCGGAGUUUUUCUUUGAGUACGUGCUCGAUAAGGAGGGCCGUUUGAAGAGCAUGUUCUGGUGCGAUGCACAGUCGCGGCGGGACUAUCAAUUGUAUGGAGAUGUGACGGUGUUCGACAGCACGUAUAAGAUGAACAGAUAUGGUAUGCCGUUCAUCCCCUUUGUUGGUGUAAACAAUCACCGUUGCACCACAGUUUUUGGUUGUGCCAUUGUGUCCGACGAGACCGAAGCGACGUACGUGUGGCUGCUUCAGACAUUCCUGAAGGCCAAUUGUCAGAAAAAGCCAAGGUCAAUCAUCACAGAUGGAGACGCUGCAAUGAUACGAGCUAUUCGGUUGGUUUUGGUUGAUGUGUUGCACCGUCUCUGCUCAUGGCACGUGGAAAAAAACAUGCAGAAGCACCUUAAUUACAAAUCGCUAAGUGAGUUCAUGGCACUCUUGUACUACUCCACCUCUCCAGCCAACUUUGAGGCGAGAUGGCACGCUUUCGUCCGUAAAUGGAAGACUGAUAAAACAGAAGAGUGGCUGAGUAGGAUGUACAGAAAGAGGAGUCUGUGGGCAGCAUCAUAUCUGUCAGAUGGUUUUUUUCUGGGUAUGCGCAGUAAUCAAAGGAGUGAAAGUCUUAACUCUUGUCUUCACCUGCACUUGGACGGCGGUAUGACUAUUGUUGACCUAGUUGUGCAUUAUGAGAAUUGCAUAGUCCGACUACGUGAGAACGAGGCGCAUGAUGACUGUGUUUCAAAUCAGUCAUUGCCACCAUCAGUCACAGAAUAUAAGGAUAUUGAGAAGCAUGCCACCGAAGUAUUCACUCAUUCCAAUUUUUAUAUUCUUCAACAAGAUCUGAAGAAGAUGGGAGAACUUGAGAUUUUUGAGACGCUAGUGGGAGUUGACUGCCACACCUUCAUCGUGACAUGGAGAAAUAAUCGGAAAUUUCAGUUCAGCGUGAAUUAUCGAGCUGAAAACUCUGAGAAUACGAUAGACUGCAGUUGUGGACGAAUGCUUCGGAAAGGAUUGCCUUGCAAACACAUUCUGUAUGUGUUGGUUCAUCUUAAAAAAAUCUAAAAUACCUAAGUGUUGCAUUCUUAAGAGGAUGUCGAAAGUUGCGAGAGGUGGGCUGCCUGCACAGCGAAAGAGUGACUUGUUUGGCUGGGGUUGGACAGGGGCAGAGCAGCGUGCUCGCUAUAGUCAACUUAGUAUAACAGGAGCUGAAGCUUUUCAUGUUGCUUCAAAUGAUCCAUUCGUCUAUGAUGAGUUGAUGCAGUGUCUGCAGAAUAUAAUAGCGAAGAAAAAGGUCCCUGAUGAUGAUGCUGUUGGUAGUACAAGAAAUGUGCAUGAGGAUCCACGUCAGCUGGAACAACAUGUUGAUGUCAUAGGUGAUCCCGUGAAAGUUUCCACGAAGGGCGCCCCUAAACAGAGCAGGACAGGGCGGGCAAAGAAAGAUCCAAAUGUUACAAAGAAUGGAAGACCAAAAUCAUUUUCUGAGAAAAAACCCGGUCCUCUUUGUGGCAUUUGUAAGAAAGAGGGCCAUAGACGGCAAACAUGCUCUGAGAAUGAAAAGAACCGGGCAUAAAGAUGAAGUACUCAUAAUCAGUUGAAGGCACUGGCAAUUUCAAUUUAUUUGUUUAAGAAUAAGAGACAUGGCACUUUGAGUUUAUUCUUUAAACCACCUUGUUUGAUGAAAGUCAUUAGCACUUUCAGUUUAUUUUUUAAGAAUAAUAGACAUGGCACUUUGAG
Molecule: messenger RNA, 3276 nt
Organism: Triticum dicoccoides
Lineage: Eukaryota; Viridiplantae; Streptophyta; Magnoliopsida; Poales; Poaceae
Product: protein FAR1-RELATED SEQUENCE 5-like
Exons: 4
Coding region: 913-2604 (563 amino acids)
Molecular function (GO): zinc ion binding
Source: RefSeq, a predicted model, not a curated record